This is a messenger RNA of Echinostoma caproni, 891 nucleotides long. The record is from the annotation of a GenBank genome assembly. NCBI's taxonomy places the organism in Eukaryota, Metazoa, Platyhelminthes, Trematoda, Plagiorchiida, Echinostomatidae.
AUGCGUCAAAAGAGACCGGUAGUUGUGGUUCACGACAGGAACAGAAAGCAGAUCGUCAAAUCGAGCACGUCCUCCGUGAUUCAAAGUCCAUAUUUUCUGAAUAACGCACCGUACGACGACCAAAAGCAGACCACGGUCAUGACGGAUGAGGAAAGAAGGAAAUUGACCGCGGCGAGUGAAGAGUCAGAGAGAUCUUGCAUUCACACGUUCCCGGAUAAACCGGACGAGUCUUCUGGUUCUAAUAUGCAUUCACCGGAUGCACUGGAAGCGUCGUUCUUGCAAUUAACAGAAUACGGUCCCGGUCAGGACGAAAAGCAGACUAUUCGUUCAGCCCCAGAUUUGAUUGAUCCCAAAGAUUCAUGCGCCAUCCCGUUGACUUUCAUCAGCAAGCGUGAUCAAUACGAGUGCUACAAACACCCAUUUGAUGACCCAGCGUGUACCAACGCAUGCUCAUCAAUCAACUCUCCACCGAACACCUUUCUAAGUGCUGUGUCGUGCACGCAUGACUUGGAGAAACCGAUCAGCAGUAAUAGUGCGUUCGAAGGAAGUUACGUUCUUACCUCGCAACCACUCUAUGACCAUAUCAAGCGAUUCACCAGCUCGGAACUUCAUCCCGUGAAGGUCUCAAUCCAACAGUCGGAAUCAGCACCAGUAAGUGAGGUACAGGCAGUCGUACCGGCAGACCAUUUGGUUGCGUUUCCCGCCGUAAACUACAGUGGCGUUGGGCAACACCUGUUACUUGCAGCCACUCCAGCCCACGGAUCACCAUUUUCAACAAUGAAUCAACUGAGACUGGUCAAUAUUGUCGUUGAUCCGGAGCAGAUGUUCCCGCAGGAAGUGAUUGGUCUCUUGAGUGGUGAAGAAAACUACCCUGAUUCCGGUGCCAUGUGA